UUGCCGUGGCAGCAGUGUGAGGACGGAGCUCGUAUGAAGCGUCGCUGCGUUCCUCUGAGAGCCGACCACGAGCUGCUGCUGACCCCCGACACACGACACAGUCUGUCGGGGGUCCGGCUGCAUCCUGUCGUCCAGCUGAGGUCAGGGGGCGUGGCCUCUCUCCUCAGUGACUCGUCCGGUUGUGAAUCAGCUGUUGGGUCGUCGGGGCGACGCCCAGCGGCUUCUCCGACACGGCUUCUGCGGUUUGAAGAUGAGACGGAGACUGAGGCGGAGUCUCGGUACCUGGAGCGGCAGCGGCAGAGGAGACGGAUGGGUGUCCUCGCCUCUAAACCAGACCUGAACCUGUACGUCAACGGCAGGCCAGGGACAAGGCUGCAGGGGCCACAUGGACACCAGGGGACAGGGCUGCAGGGGGCACAUGGACACCAGGGGACAGGGCUGCAGGGGCUGCAGGGGGCACAUGGACACCAGGGGACAGGGCUGCAGGGGCUGCAGGGGGGGACAGGGCUGCAGGGGGCACAUGGACACCAGGGGACAGGGCUGCAGGGGGCACAUGGACACCAGGGGACAGGGCUGCAGGGGUCAGGGCCUCAUGAUCAGCUGGGGGCAGGGCCUGCUGCUGACAGACAGCACAGAGGACGGAUGGCUCAGUGGGACUCCUGUGGGACGGUUCUGAGAGGCAGAGUCAGCCUGAAACCCUGUUUACAGCCACCUGACCCUGAGGAGCGUGGGCGAAGUCUGUACAGACCCCACCUCAGCCUGCGGACCGAGCCAAUCAGAGAGACCUACAUUGGCUCUGUGACAGCGUGUGAUAGAAGUGGGGCAGGGGGCGAGAGGAGGAGCACCAAUCAGGACAUGCCCACCACAGACCUGCCAAUAAACCCCUAUGCCCCCCAGCAGCUGGCCACACCCCUCUCCAGAUCCUCCUCGUCUCCUCAGAGCGUCAGGCUCAACGGCACAAAAGCAGAGCAGAAUCUAAACUACAACCAGAGCCAGAGCCGGGAGGAGCAGGGAAUGUCUGCACCCGAGCCCCACAGAGAGCUCCGAUCCUGCGCCAAGGUGACAGAGAGGAGCAGUGUGGAUCUGAAGGCGAAGAGCUCAGAGACAACAGCUGAGAGCCAGGCCCCACCCCCCUCAGGAAGCAGUAAUGGACAGGUCAAACAGCCAAUGAGAGCUGAGGUUUACAGUGACUACACUUCACAUCCUGAACGUGUCAUCAGCAGAGAAGAACCAGCUCGUCUUUCUCUGCGUCGUCUUUUCUCCAGCGUCAGACUGAGCACGACUCGAACUGGCAGCCUCGACCGCCUCCGCUCACGGCCCCGCCGCUCAGAGUCGGGCCCCGCCCCCCCAGGAUAUGACUCCGCCCCCUCUGGAUUUGACUCCACCUCCUCCGGUCACAAGAAAACCUCCAGCCUGCUGAGGAAAACACCGUCUGUUCAGUCGCUCAGUGUGCAGGGGUCACCCUUCCUGCAGUUGAGGAGGUCUUCAUCGGUUCAGAGUUUUUUGUCAGAGCAGAAGAAGAAAAAGAAGCGGGAUCGUUCUGCUGACUACAGACCAGCUGCUGACCACUUACUGCAGCGGUGUCUGAGUGUGGAGGACGUUGGUCGUCCGUCUUCGGUUCGUUCGGUCGGUCGAGUCCUUCAGGUUUCUGCUGACGGAUCGGUUCUGUUGGAGCUCAGCCGGCCGGACAGCCGCAGGUUUGGAUUCCUCAUCAGCCGGGGGAGAGGACGGCCCGACUCUGGUGUUUAUGUGGAGGACAUGGUGGACAGUGGCACGGAGAAGUUGUAUGCCGGCCUGUUGGCGUUGGGAGACGAGAUCCUGGAGGUGAACGGGGAGAAAGUGGCUUGUCAGAGUCUGGACCAGGUGACCCAGCUGCUGACCCAGAACCCCUCUGCUACAGUCCGGGUGCUUCGGCACCACAGGACGCCUCCACGCUGAACAGACACUGCUACAACCACCUAACUGCAAAAACAACCAGAACGACCAGAACGCUGACUGAGUGAAGCCACAGGACCUGAUCCGCUGGUCAGACCAACACUUAGAGAACAAGUGAACCGGAAAGAAACUUUAACUUCACUGCAACUUCCACAAAAACGGCAUCAAACUGCUGAGCUGCUUCUGGUCCAGCCAGAACUUAGAACACGUUCACACCUGUUCUUCUGUAGACUCGGGGUUAAGGUACAUUUGGUUGUGUUAGCAUUCACGCUGCACUUUGUCAAACACCAAACAUGCUCACAUUGUUUGUCUUCUUCUUAAACAUUAGAAACAUUAAAGCAGAACCAGAAAACCCAAGCCUUUGUUAUACUGGCUGGCAUUUGUUUACAAUGUUUGGUGUUUGACAAAGUGCAGCGUGAAUGCAAACAACCAAAUGAGAAACGCAGCAAUGCAUAAUCUUCAUCCCUGAAUGGCAAGUCUACAGAGCUACAGGUGUGAAAGCGACCUAAGUCUGUAAACUGUGUGAAAGGUUGAAACUGCAGCUAGUAAAUUAUGUUUUUGGUUCUCUUCCUGUAUUUGGGUUGGGUCGUUCUCACCUAAAGUGAACUGAACUCUAGAUCUCUGUGAAGAGAACAGCGGACUGACCAGAAUUUGUGAUAGCUGUUCUACAUGAAGUGAAGAAGACGUUCCACUCAGACAGUCUGACAAAGUUCAGCAGUUUGUCUCAAUCUAAAUACUUCAGUGAGGGUACUUACAGUACAUGUAGUACUCUGUGCACACUUGUGCAGUGCAUUAAGUUUCGACAGGGUAGUGUUGCACUGACAGGAAAUUAUUCUUAUUUUGUUUAAUGGUAAACUGCAGCUGGGAGGAGCGUUGCAGCCACCUACUGUUACCGACAAACAUAUACCGGCUUGUUUUCUCACUGACUGACGGCAGUAUAGUGGUACUCAGAGGUGGAGAUGGAUUCGGAGUAACUUAGACUCAGAGGUGGAGAUGGAGCCUGAGUAACGUAGACUCAGAGAUGGAGUCUGAGUAACGUAGAGGUGGAGAUGGAGUCUGAGUAACGUAAACUCAGAGAUGGAGCCUGAGUAACGUAGAGGUGAAGAUGGAGUCUGAGUAACUUAAACUCAGAGGUGGAGAUGACACUUUACGACACAUCAGCUGACUUUAAAUUAAGCUUUUCUCUGUUUUGGAUUCUUGUUUAAUUUUCUCUUCAGACCUGCUGUCAGGUUUAAUAAAAAGAUAAAGUGAUACAAAGUGAUGUUGUUUCACGCAGUAAGAGUGUUGUACAUAUAUUUACAGUAUUUAAAUGUCUGCAGUAUUUCAGUCUCAUGGAUUUUUAUGUUUAUAUUUUCUGACAAAAUAAAGAAACGUUGACCAGAA
Messenger RNA from Perca fluviatilis (European perch), 3318 nucleotides. RefSeq lists its product as uncharacterized. Gene Ontology annotation, molecular function: protein kinase C binding. Lineage: Eukaryota; Metazoa; Chordata; Actinopteri; Perciformes; Percidae. Gene Ontology annotation, cellular component: cell cortex; nucleus; apical plasma membrane. Gene Ontology annotation, biological process: centrosome cycle; establishment or maintenance of cell polarity; regulation of cellular localization. The record is from RefSeq and is a predicted model, not a curated record. The transcript has 8 exons. The coding region runs from base 34 to 1938 and encodes 634 amino acids.